UUGUACUAUUGACAGCAAGUUCGUAACGGUUAACGUUUGCUCGCACUAAUGCGAAACUUCUUGCGAAUGAGGGGAUGAACUUGUAAUUCUUUGCGACUCCGACCCAUACAAAUACAAGAGGCUCGACUCGAGAUUUCGAGACUUGUUUUUGUUUCGUUUAACUUUCCUUGAAUGUUUCGACGGACAAACGAUGCAAGACCUACUGUGUCACACAAAUGUACAUAAAAUAUAUAUAGAACCUGGAGGCAUAUCAUUUACCAGAUAACUGACUAGUUCGUUUGCACGCAAAUGCACUAGCCUCUCUGCUAACUAGUUCUGCUGGCCGCCAAGUGAUGCCCAGCGUUGAACAAAUUAGGUUAGUUGUUUAUUGCACAAGGCCCCUCUAGUCGGCUUGCCAGCAGAAAUAGUGUUACAACAUGAAUACUUGCUUUUGCCGUGCUGAUAAUUAUUAUCGACUACAAGCACAGACGGGUUUUGGAGAUGUAUGUAAAGCGCUCUUAACUUACUUCGUCAGAAGUGAAUGCUUCUAUGCACCUCGCUCGCAUUUUUUGUUAAAAAAUAUUGUAUUUCCCACAUCCGUAUUGCUUGUGACCGUCGAAGUCUGAAGCUUUUUUUUUAGCACAGAGGCAAUAAUAUGUAUGUGAAGAUGGUAAAGUUGCCAUGAAAAGCUUCUGCGUGAAUGGAAAGCUGUAUAAUUCCAUUUUUCUUGUACUGCCAGGUGAAGCACAAACUUUAGCGCGAUCCAACCCUUCGAAACAUUCAGAUGCCUCUUCACGCCCAAUAAAAAAAUUAACACCCAGCUUGAGAUAGUACCGAGCUGCUGAAU
Messenger RNA from Plasmopara halstedii, 826 nucleotides. RefSeq lists its product as uncharacterized. Bases 417 to 605 code for a protein of 62 amino acids. The transcript has a single exon. The record is from RefSeq and is a predicted model, not a curated record. NCBI's taxonomy places the organism in Eukaryota, Oomycota, Peronosporomycetes, Peronosporales, Peronosporaceae.